Messenger RNA from Limanda limanda (common dab), 4264 nucleotides. RefSeq names its product protein tyrosine kinase 2aa (gene ptk2aa). Bases 310 to 3411 code for a protein of 1033 amino acids. The transcript has 33 exons. The record is from RefSeq and is a predicted model, not a curated record. Gene Ontology annotation, molecular function: ATP binding; protein tyrosine kinase activity. Gene Ontology annotation, cellular component: focal adhesion; cytoskeleton. Gene Ontology annotation, biological process: signal complex assembly; protein phosphorylation. NCBI's taxonomy places the organism in Eukaryota, Metazoa, Chordata, Actinopteri, Pleuronectiformes, Pleuronectidae.
GAUAGAGAGAGGGAGGAGAAGCAGGAACAGUCGACGGGAGAGAGGGAGAGAGGAGGCGGGGAGAGGGUGAGCCAGACGGGGCGAAGUGAAACAACUCGGACCGUUAACGACCCCCAGCCUCCACGACCCUUCUACCGGACUAUCCACCGACUGGUCCCCGCUUGCCAGGUCGCCAAAGUCGGCAGGAAGCUGCCCGGACGUCCCCCCCCCCCUCCACCUCCACUGGAACAAGUCGGCGAUAUUUCCAGGCUUGCCUACUACACAGAAUAUGACAGACACCUAGCAGCUGCUGUGUCGGCGAGGAAAACCAUGGCGACGGCCUACCUGGACCCCAACCUGAACCACGCCCUCCUCGGAGGCGCCAAGUCGCGGCUGAGCGCGGGGGGGUCAGACCGAACCAUUCCCGGCUCCGUGGACCGGGUUCUCAAAGUCUUCCACCACUUUGAGACCAACACUGAGAACAGCUGCUGGUCGUCCAAUAUCAGAUAUGGAGACGCAACUGAUGUCAGGGGAAUCAUCCAGAAAAUUCUGGACAUCCACAAAGUGCGCUGGACGUCUUGUUUCGGUCUGCACCUCAGCAACAGCCAAUCCAGAGACCAGGUGCACUGGCUCCACCCCGAUAUGGGCGUUUCCCAAGUUAGAGAGAAAUACGAACAGGCACGACCAAACGAGGAGUGGAGGUAUGAAUUAAGGAUCCGGUAUCUUCCGAAGGGCUUCGUGCAGCAGUUUACAGAAGACAAACCUACACUCAACUACUUCUACCACCAGGUGAAGAAUGACUACAUGACAGAGAUCGGGGAUCAGGUAGAACAAGAUGUGGCUCUCAAAUUGGGCUGUCUAGAAAUCAGGAGGUUCUUCAAAGAGAUGAGAGGAAACGCCCUGGAUAAGAAAUCCAACUAUGAACUACUUGAGAAAGAUGUCGGUUUGAGGCGUUUUUUCCCAAAAGACCUGUUGGAUUCAGUCAAGGCUAAAACUCUGCGUAAGUUGAUCCAGCAGACCUUCAAGCAGGUGGCCAAUCUCAACGACGAACAGUGCAUCCUCAAGUUCUUGGAGAUUCUUGCUCCGGUCUACCGCUACGACAAAGAGUGCUUCAAAUGUGCCCUGGGUUCGAGCUGGGUGAUACAGGUGGAGUUAGCCAUCGGGCCAGAGGAAGGGAUCAGCUACCUCACAGACAAGGGAUCCACGCCCACCCAUCUAGCAAACUUUAACCAGGUCCAGUCCAUCCAGUACUCGUCUAUGGAGGAGAAGGACAGGAAAGGCAUGUUACAGCUGAAUGUAGCUGGAGCGGCUGAGCCUCUCACAGUUACAACAGCAUCACUCACCAUGGCAGAGAACUUGGCAGACUUGAUUGAUGGCUACUGUCGACUCGUCUCCAUGGACACUCAUUCCUUCAUCGUCCGUUAUCAGAAAGAGGGAGAGAGAGCGCUUCCUUCCAUCCCAAAAGUGUCAAACAAUGAGAAGAAGUCGGAAGUGGUGAGGAGCGGAGGAGUCAGAGCGAUCUCCGUCUCAGAGACCGAUGACUAUGCAGAGAUAGUGGAUGAAGAGGACACGUACACCAUGCCCUCCACGCGGGACUAUGAGAUCCAGAGGGACAGGAUCGAGUUGGGUCGCUGUAUCGGAGAGGGUCAGUUUGGAGACGUGCACCAGGGAGUCUAUAACAGCUCGGAAAACCCUGCUCUACCUGUCGCCAUUAAGACCUGUAAGAACUGUACCUCAGACAGCGUCAGAGAAAAGUUCCUACAAGAAGCAUUGACAAUGCGUCAGUUUGACCACCCAAACAUCGUCAAGCUAAUCGGAGUGAUCACAGAGAACCCGGUGUGGAUCAUCAUGGAGCUCUGUACGCUCGGAGAGUUGCGCUCGUUCCUUCAGGUGAGGAAGUACAGUCUGGACCUGGCCUCUCUCAUUCUGUUUGCCUAUCAGCUCAGCACGGCGCUGGCCUAUCUGGAGAGCAAACGCUUCGUACACAGGGACAUUGCAGCUCGUAAUGUUUUGGUCUCCUCAGUGGACUGUGUGAUGCUCGGGGACUUUGGUCUGUCCCGAUACAUGGAGGACAGCUCUUACUACAAAGCUUCUAAAGGUAAACUUCCCAUCAAGUGGAUGGCACCUGAAUCCAUCAACUUCAGAAGAUUCACGUCUGCCAGUGAUGUCUGGAUGUUUGGCGUGUGCAUGUGGGAGAUCCUGAUGUACGGCAUCAAGCCCUUCCAGGGGGUGAAGAACAACGACGUGAUCGGCAGGAUAGAGAACGGGGAGCGGCUGGCCAUGCCUCCUCAGUGCCCCCCCACCCUCUACAGUUUGAUGACCAAGUGUUGGUCGUACGACCCGAGCAAGAGGCCGCGGUUCACAGAACUCAAAACACAGCUCAACACCAUACUGGAGGAAGAGAAGCUUCAACAAGAGGAGAGACUUCGAAUGGAGAUGAGGAGACAAGUCACCGUGUCCUGGGACUCGGGGGGGCCUGAUGAAGCUCCACCUAAACCCAGUCGACCAGGUUACCCCAGUCCUCGCUCCAGUGAAGGGUUUUUCACCAGCCCUCAACACAACCACUUUCCACCGUCAGCUCAUGGUGGUGUCGGAGGCAGCUUCCCUCCGGCUGAUACCUGGAAUCAACACAGACCUGAACACACUGCACUGUGGAACCCCGGGAUGGAGGAGGGUGGAUGUGGCGGCCACGUUCUGAUGGAGGAGAGGCUGAUGAUGCAGCAACAACAGAUGGAGGAUGAUCAGCGGUGGCUGGAGCAGGAGGAGAGCUUCAUGAAGACAGAGUCCAGAAACAGCAGAGGAAGCAUCGACAGGGAGGACGGCACACUACAAGCACCGAGUGGAAGCCAACACAUCUACCAGCCUGUUGGGAAACCAGAACACAUAGCUCCUCCUAAGAAGCCGCCCCGCCCUGGAGCUCCUGGUCACCUUGGCAACCUGGCCAGUCUCUGCCCGGUGGAUAGCUACAACGAGGGUGUCAAGUUGCAGCCCCAGGAGAUCAGUCCGCCUCCCACCGCCAACUUGGAUCGUUCCAACGAUAAAGUGUAUGAGAAUGUGACGGGAUUGGUCAAAGCUGUGAUUGAGAUGUCCAACAGGAUUCAGCCUGCAGCCCCAGAGGAGUACGUGCCCAUGGUCAAGGAGGUGGGUCUGGCUCUGAGGACUCUGCUAGCGACAGUAGAUGAGACGAUUCCUGUGCUGCCACCCAGCACACACAGAGAGAUCGAAAUGGCUCAGAAGUUGUUGAAUUCCGAUCUGGCCGAGUUGAUAGCGAAGAUGAAGCUGGCUCAACAGUAUGUGAUGACGAGUUUGCAGAAGGACUACAAGAAACAGAUGCUAAUGGCGGCACACGCCCUCGCAGUGGAUGCCAAAAACCUCCUGGACGUCAUCGACCAAUCACGACUCAAGAUGAUCACCCAGACCCGCCCACAUUAGCCCCCUGGGGAUCCAAUCAAGCCUGGUUGCUGAUUAUGAUGUUGCCGUGGCGACGGAAGAGAACUUUUAGAUGGAUAUCAGUGACGGACGGAUGAAAAAUAUCGACUGACUGAAACAAUCAUCUCUUUCCUACCUUUAUCACGUCGUUUCCCCCCCCGGCAACACUCUAUUGGUCGAUAUUGUGUUGUUUUGUACUUUUUGUCGUAUUAUUAUUUUUUUUUUUUUUGCUUUUGUAUCCAGAUAAACGCUCGUCUCUCUCAUCACGUAUCCUGAAAACACCAGUAAAACUUUUUUAAACCGUUGAGUCAAGCAGAGGCUCCUUAUGCAGGAGCGUACGGAUGUUUGGGGGAAAUGGACGCACGCAGUAAACCUGCCGCGUAAACACAACACUAACACUCUCCGCACCGGCAGGACGUAAUAACUGGAACUGAAGAGCCAGAACGACAAGGAUAAUGAAGACGAUUUCAUAAGUUGUUUUAACAUUUUAUAUCACUAUUGAUUAUUACUUCUCUUCUCAGCCUGGACUCUCGCAGUAAGCAGCUACUUCAGCCUUCUCUAAACGUGCACGUGCACAAAUGGAUUUACACUACAGCUGCUCGUUGAUGUCAUGAUUUCAUCUCUUCUUUUUCUUUUUUUCAAUCUUCCUCCAUAAAUAUUUCUAUCUCAGGCAUCGAGGCAUAAAACAUGAAUUAUGAAAGGUGAAUUUUUGAAGAACAAACUAAAUGUAUUUUUAAUGGUUAAAGAACAUUUGGAAAAAAACUGCCACAGGCCACUUUUUAAGUUAACUACAUAGUACAUAUACAAAGAAACUAUAUUUUUAACACAUUUCUGAGGCGCGAGUGAAAAAGGGAGA